Messenger RNA from Vigna unguiculata (cowpea), 1656 nucleotides. RefSeq names its product F-BOX WITH WD-40 2 (gene FBW2). NCBI's taxonomy places the organism in Eukaryota, Viridiplantae, Streptophyta, Magnoliopsida, Fabales, Fabaceae. The record is from RefSeq and is a predicted model, not a curated record. Gene Ontology annotation, molecular function: protein binding.
UGUUGCAUGUGACUCUUUUUUAUUUUUGUUUCUCUCUCUCUCUUUCUUUCUUUCUUUCUCUCUUUCUCACCUACCCUUUUGUUUAUUCACUCACAGAACUAAGAAUCCUCCCCUCACUUUCCCAGACAAAAGAAAGAAAACCAAUCUCUGGAUUCUUUGUUUACUCAAGAUUUGGUACCUUAAAAACUAAAUUUCUUGUUUUUUUCUUUUCUCUCCUUCCUUCCUCUCUUUCUUCUGGGUUUUCUUUGCAAAAGCCUGGAGGGCUGGCCGACUCUUUGUUUGUGGCUUGGACUGUGUGAUUUUGGGCAUUCUCCCAAGCUUGUGGAGGCUUUGUUGCGGAAAAGCUAAAAAAUAUUGGAUGGAAGAAGCGUGUGAAUUUCGAAGUUGGGCAGAAUUGAUUCCUGAUGCCCUAGGGGUAAUCUUCACAAAUCUUUCUCUUCAGGACAGGGUAACGGUGAUCCCCAGAGUGUGUAAAUCAUGGGCCAAUGCAGUAACUGGACCCUACUGCUGGCAAGAGAUAGACAUUAAGGAUUGGAGCAGCAGAUGCCAGCCCGACCAACUCGAUCGGCUACUUGAGAUGCUCAUCAGAAGAAGUUGUGGAUCCCUCCGCAAACUCAGUGUUUCUGGUCUCCAAACUGAAAGCAUCUUCACUUUCAUUGCUGAAAAUGCCUGUUCCCUCCAGACUUUGCGGCUGCCAAGGAGCAGUAUGAGUGAUGCCAUUGUGGAACAGAUUGCUGGGAGGCUUUCUAUGAUUUCGUUCUUGGAUGUGAGCUACUGCAUUAAAAUCGGCCCCUAUGCACUUGAGAUGAUUGGCAAGAACUGCAAACUGCUAGAAGGGUUGUGUCGAAACAUGCAUCCUUUGGAUACUGCAGGCAAGCCCUAUCAAGAUGAUGAAGCAUAUGCAAUUUCCUCCACAAUGCCUAAGCUCAAACAUCUUGAAAUGGCGUAUCAUCUUAUCAGCACUUCGGGUGUCCUCCAAAUACUUGCGAACUGCCCAAAGCUUGAAUUUUUGGAUCAAAGGGGGUGUUGGGGUGUGACAUUGGACAACAUGUUCUUGAAGCAGAAAUUCCCAAAGCUGAAGGUUUUGGGGCCUUUUGUUCUCGACACUUACGAGAGUGAUGGGUGGGAUGAUUUCUCAGAUGUGUCAGAUGCUUCUGAGUACUUGGCUUGGGACUUCGUGGCUGGUGGCAUGGGUGAAUACUAUGUCGAUGAUAGUGACAGUUAUGAUGGAAUGUGGGAUGAUGAAGGGAGGCUAGAUGAGCUUCAGUUCGGGUUUUAUGAAGGGAUAGAAGAUGCAGGAAUGUAUUGGCCUCCAUCUCCAUAAGCUAGUUGCUUUACUUGUGAUCAAGUGUAUGUUUUUUCUACUCUUGUAACUAAUGCUUCCUUCUACUUUACUUUUAUGUGGUGUCCUAUGAAUCAUGUGUUUUUCCUUCAGAAUUGAAGUAAGUUUGGCUUGCUCUGCCUAGCAUAUGCAUAACUGAGUGAUGUUGUUAUUGACCUACCUUAGAUUUCUUGUUUAAGUAGGCAAAGGAAAGGGAAGAAAAAACUCCCUGUUUCCCAUGUUAGAGCUCUACAUGUAAUUGGAACUUCUGGUUUAACCAUAUUGUACCUUCUUGAACAUGUCUGUUUGAUGAGGUUGCUCAAUUGGAUUUUCAA